Paracoccidioides lutzii Pb01 is the source of this 1047-nucleotide messenger RNA. RefSeq lists its product as hypothetical. The record is from RefSeq and is a predicted model, not a curated record. The coding region runs from base 1 to 1047 and encodes 348 amino acids. The transcript has a single exon.
AUGUUCGAAGGCUUUUCGUUCCCGUCCCCUCCAAAGGGAGAUUCCGGCGCGCCAUUAACUACCGGUUACAACACAGGCAUGCUGAUUGACUUCGACAGCAACCUCAUCUCUCCCCUUUGCUCUCGUUCUCCCUCUCCCGUUUCGUUUUGCCACCGAGAUUCAAAAGACCAUCCCUUACUUUGCACACAUUCACGACCUCCCUUCAAACUCCCACCCCCGCCCACUUCCAUCCCAGAUAAUUACAAUACCUGCCAUCGCCUUUCGAUCGGGACGUUAACAAAAAGGCUAGAUGCUCAACGCUUGGACAACGGGGCAAGCAGCGAGAAUGAUGAAGGACAAAGUUUCUCCAUCACAUCACCUCACAGUGCAAGUGUACAUGCCAAUAUGCCUUCGAUUUGGCUAGAGAAUAAGCCGCUGAGCCCCCCAGAUGUGGACCGGGUUGAUACUUCAUCUUGUGCUGAGCCGUCACCUACUUCGACGCUGAUGUACAUUGAGUCCCGUAGCCCAUCGGCCUCUGAAGCAAAUAACCUACCUUAUCGCCCAUCCCAUAAUACGCCCAUCAACCCUCUCGAGCACGAGAACGAGCAGGAGCAGGAGCACGAGCAGUAUUGUUCCCUCCGCCAACACAGGGAAAAUUUAUCCCUUCUGCAAUGCUCUACCAAAACGGUAGCGGAAACCGUUCGUAUCGCCCUCUUACUCGAGGAGGCUGGUCGCACCUGCUCUAGUAAAAACGAGCUCAACGACGACCAGCACCCGAGCUCACUGCCAUCUCCCCCGCCCUCUCGAAAACGAUCGUCCUUCAAUAGCGAUAACUAUCAUAACCAUAAACCCCUCAACAGAUCUGCCACAGAACUUGUAUCCAAGUCUAGACUUUCGCCAUCACCACCCAGCCACGGCUCCAAAGUUGAAAAAUCCCGUCACUCUCUCCGGAAUUCUAACUAUAACGGUGGUUUCCGCAGCGGGGCGAAAUCACCGCAGGGUCUACGGCGAAGGAGUCUGGUGCUGGCUGCUGUCAUCGCGAUGGUGGAAGCUGAGGUUGCAGAAUAG